UUUUAAUAAAAUAAGUAAAGUUGGUCGUACCUUCUUGCAGGCUUUGCAGCAGUAUAGUUUCCGACUUUCCUUCUUUGGUAAGUACCGGUUUAAAAUUUCUUGCUAGCCAAAAACGAUAUUUACUUCAGGUAUGCUACAAAUUUAAGUCUACAAGUACUUGGAUCAUAGCUAUUAAAAUCGAUUCUUUAUCUCUCUCUAUAUACAUAAUUAUAUAUAUAUGAAAAGGGGCACAAUGAAGGGAAACGAAGCAGAGCUUAUGAAAUGUUUGAUGAAAUGCGUGAGAGAGGGGUGGUGUGUAAUCUUGUCACGUAUCAUACUCUGAUGGGUGGGUUGUGUUGAAAGCUUAGAGUUUGGAGGCGGAGAAGUUGGUGGAUCAAAUGAAGAGAGCUGGUGUCAUUCCAAAUCUAAUUACCUAUAAUACGCUAAUGGACGGCUACUGUAAGACUGGCCAGUUGAAAAAAGCUUCCACUUUACCCUGUCAACUAUAGUCAAAUGAUCAUUCUCCUGCCUUGGUGACCUAUAAUGUUCUGAUUGCUGGGUUUUCUUGAGCUGCAAAUACUGUAGGAGUCCCUAAUUUAGUAAGAGAGAUGGAAGACAGAGGGCUUAGAUCGUUCUAAAGUGACAUACACUACAUUAAUCGAUUCCUUUGUUCGAUCAGAUGACAUAGACGCAACAUUUAGGAUGUUUAAAUAAAUGGAGAAGGCCGGUGUGGCUGCAGAUGUUAACACCUUUGGAGUCUUAAUUCAUGGGUUGUGUGCAAUUGGUAAGCAGUUGGAGCCCAAUGGCGUGAUAUACAAUACGUACUGCAAAGAGGAUAGCUCCUAUAAGACCCUGAGGUUGCUUAAAGAGAUGAAUGCGAGGGGAAUGGUUCCAAUUGUUGCCAGAUAUAUAGUUCGACAAUUGGAGUUUUGUUCCAGGAUGGGAAGUGGGAAGAGGCUGUUUAGUUUACAACCUUCAGUUUCUAUUUACAAUAUAAUCUCUGGAGCCAAACAUGAUGUACAGUCCAGGAUGUAGUUUGCAUCCUGCAAAUAAGACACUGAGAAAAUUCUAGAAGACAUGAAUGAAGUUCUUCUGCAGUUCAAACUGAUAACAUGAAGCCAACUUUUUUCAAUGAAGACGCACAUUACUUCCUGGAAGCAUGGAUGCAUCAUGAAGUAUUUCUUAGUUUCUUGGUAAGCCUUAAUCACCUUCAUGGUUAUGUGUUGUUUACUACAAUUAUAUAUAAAACCUUUACCCUUAAUUGUGGAUAUGCAGUUCUCCAUAGCUCUUCUACAUCUAAAGUUAGCUCCUACUUUGAGUUCAGGAAUGAGCAAACAUCAUGCAAAUCUCGAACUUUAUUCUUGCAUUUGUUAAAAGUGUCUACUUUGCAUCUUAGUUAUUUGACUGGUCUAUGGUAAAAAUUUCACUAGUGUCGAGGUUUAUUAGAAACUAAAAUACUUUCACUAGGUUUUGUCAUAUUGGCAAAUUUUGCGAGCAUGAAGUAUUUCAGGCACUGCUGGGAUGAAAAUGGUAGCAUCCAUUGUUAAAUCCUUGAAAUGCAUCAAGAUUCUAAAUAUUUUGACAAGUGAUACACGUCAUAAACAUGAAAUGCAUUUAGUAAUUGGACUUAAUAAAAAUGCUGAGACUAUUUUGGCAACUCUUUGUUAUACUGGUUUGCCACUCUUUCUCUGUCUCUUGCUCAUGCACAUACACAAUGCAUGCUCAGAAAUAAUGAAAGAAACAGCAGCUUUGGACAUGAAAGUUGCUUCUUAAAAAGGAUGCCUAGAUGUGGAAAUCUGGAGCAUAUGCCGAGGUUAAUUUGCUUGUCAGCAUGCAUCUUGCUGUGAGCAGUGGUCAGUGGUGACUAGAAAAGUUCAUUGUAUAUGUUGACGUAACUUUCUUAUAUGCGUACGAUUUUUUAUUUAUGUUCAUUGACUAUUUUCUCACAGAUCUCUGUCAUAAUCAAUUUCAGGGAACUAGUGAAAAGAAUUUAAGGUGAUUCAUGGUUGUUACCUUGAGCACCCCACUAAAUUCGAGGUACUUGUGCCUUGCUAAGGAAACUUGAUCCAUUCGAAUAGUUAAUGGGUCUAAGGCAUAAGGAGAAAAUAGUUAACGGCUCCAAAGGAACAUGCGCAGGCGCACCACGUCAGCUAAAUGAUGUGGUGCGCAGCAGCCACUGAAUAGUUGUCAUUCUUGCACCUUUGUGCUCUAAAUUAAGGACAAGCACUAUGAUUUUCAUAUGCAUGCACUUGGGAAUUUCUCUCGCAGUUUAAUUUAGAAGAUAUAUUUCUUCUUUCUGCAGAAAUAUGAUUUUGGUAGUCACCUGAUUUCCAUCCUUGUAGGGUUCAAUGUACAAGGUUUAUUUCCCUUUUUAUGAUUCUGAUAUUCAGCGUAUUUUCCCCUAAACUGUUCAAUGCAAAACGAUAUUCUCCCUUUUUGGAUAUUCUUGUAAUUGCUGCCCUUGCACAAUUUUAUCGACGGGAUAUAUUUCCUUCUCUAUAGCAUGGUAAGAAUUUAUUGACUCUUGUAUUAUAAACUAUAAUUAACUUCAUGUAAAUAUACAAAGAAUACUAAUCGUUUCUCGUAAGACACGGAUUCAGACAUGUUGGACUCUGCUCGAGCAAGUCGAGUCCCGAACAUGGGCAGCUCACCGCAGCAUGAGCUGGAUAGAAAGAAUCCAUUUAUUGGCUUUCACAAAGCUCCUCUCCGCGAUAUCAAAUCCUUAACCACUGUCAACAUCUUGGCCAAUAAGCCUACAUACUUAUUUGGAAGGUUUAUAUACCAAGGAGCGGCCCAAUGUCUGCAAUCGGCUGAGGUUGCUACGGCCGCUAUUGCAACGACCGACCAAAAUUUGAAUUGGGGUAGUCCUCUAUAUGGCGUGCAGGCUGCACCUAAAGUGGCUGGCUUAGACCCAAGCUGGGGUCAACUAUCCUCUGAGUCACACCCUCCUCUAAGUGGCAUACUGGACACUAGUAAAGAUGUUUCUUAUCGCAAUGAGUCACAGAAAUAUUCAUCUCCCAUUACUCCUAUGGCUGCAGUCCCAUGGAACACGAAUUCUACAGCGCGACGACGAGGAAGAGUGCCGGUUGACCCAAAGAGUUGGUUGCCAGAGGGGUGGAAAGUCAACAAAAGGAAGAGGACCUCGGGUAAAACUGCUGGAGUUGUGGACAAGUACUAUGUUGAUCCAACAGGCCGUCGAUUUCGAUCGAAGAAAGAAGCGGUAGAGUUCUUAGAAACAGGCAUGCCACGGAAGAGGAAGGCGAAGAAGAGCUCUGAUAAAGAUGUGGAUGCUUUGGGGUGCUCUGGAAGGAGUAGAACUAACAAAUCCAAGAGUGCUGCACAGAGUUCUUCGCAUAGCUUUGAUUUGUUUUCAUGUUCGGAGUGAUGGACUUCCAUGUACUGGACUUGAAAAAAAAAACAGAAUGUAUUAAGGAAGAGUGGAAGGCAGCAUAGCAUUCACGCCCUCAAAACACCCUGAUAUGGUUGAGGAUUUGAGAUGGUCCAGCGACAGCCGACAUGUCUUUUUUUCUUUUCUGUUAGUUUUUCUGAUUUUACUUGGAACGAAAUCCCUUUGAAAUGAUCACUGUGAAAUUGUUUCAGGAAAUAAAAAUUUAAUAACAAUCUGAUGAUUCAUUGAUUCUGUUA
Messenger RNA from Tripterygium wilfordii, 3624 nucleotides. RefSeq lists its product as uncharacterized. Lineage: Eukaryota; Viridiplantae; Streptophyta; Magnoliopsida; Celastrales; Celastraceae. The transcript is spliced from 3 exons. The coding region runs from base 2582 to 3364 and encodes 260 amino acids. Gene Ontology annotation, molecular function: DNA binding. The record is from RefSeq and is a predicted model, not a curated record.